GGCACGCUGCUGGCACACUCCCUGCUGCCGCUGGGUUAUUACCUUGGUAUGUGCUUUGCUGCACCUGAAAAACAUCUUUACUUUUUCUACCUGGCUUCAAAAGAAUGGAAAACUUUCUUCUUCCUCGCAGUUCUCCUUCCAGCAGUCACCAGUGCCCUGGCAUAUUACUGGUCACGGAAAGGUUGGAGUAAUCACCCAUUAGCCCGAUUACUUGCUGUUCAUGCUCUCCCACAGUCGGGCUGGAGAGCAGUAGCCUCCUCCAUCAAUACAGAAUUUAGGAGAAUCGACAAAUUUGCUACCGGAGCCCCAGGAGCAAGGGUGAUCGUUACGGACACGUGGGUGAUUAAAGUGACCACCUACUGUUUACAUGUUGCCCAGCAGCAGGACAUUCAUUUGACAGUGACAGACUCCAGACAGCAUGAACUCACCCCGGACUCAAACGUGCCUGUGCAGUUCCUCACCAUCCGAGUUGCCAGUAUUAAUCCCUACGUGAAGGCAUUUGAUAUCCGGUUGAACUCCACAGAGUAUGGAGAGCUCCGAGAAAAGCUCCGUGCACCUAUCAGCAAUGCAGCUAAUGUUGUGAUCCAUCAAAGCCUUAGUGAUUUAUUUUUAGAAACCUUUACAUCUCUGGUGGAAAUUAACCAGACAUAUCGUGUUCCAAGCACUCAGGAGCUGGAGCCAUGCAUAGGGUGCAUGCAGACUAUUGCUAACAUCAAGCUGGUCAAGAGCUGCCAGGAGCCAAAUGAAGGGGAGUGCCAGCAGUGCUACUGUCGCCCCAUGUGGUGCCUCACCUGCAUGGGCAAAUGGUUUGCCGGCAGACAAGACCAGCAGCACCCAGAGACCUGGCUGUCGAGCCAAGUGCCUUGUCCGACUUGCAGAGCCAAAUUUUGCAUUUUAGAUGUUUGCCUAAUACGGUGAAUAGUACUUGUGUAUGUUUUAACUUUUUUAAUGUAUUUCAUAGUGGGUUUGGUUAAAAGCCCCUACUAGAUUUGUUUCUGAGACUUCUACGAGGGUGCAGACACCAAAGCUUUCUUCUACAGUGUUGAAAACAGAUGUAAGUAUUUUCAGUUCCUCUCCACUGUUACCUAUAUCUUUGGUUUAUAUUCACCUGAUGUCAGUUUCUGGAUUUUUAAAUUUUUUUAAACCCAUUUUUUGCUUUCUUAUGUCUUAGAUGGAAUGAGGUUCUCUUUCUAUAUUUGCAGUACCAUUCUCUUUGCAAGUUUUGACGUAGGUUAAAUUCUUUACAUUUUUAAAUUUAGCUUGGGUUUUGAUUCUUUAAUAAAGGGCUAACUGA
Messenger RNA from Acanthisitta chloris (rifleman), 1294 nucleotides. RefSeq names its product transmembrane protein 129, E3 ubiquitin protein ligase (gene TMEM129). NCBI's taxonomy places the organism in Eukaryota, Metazoa, Chordata, Aves, Passeriformes, Acanthisittidae. The record is from RefSeq and is a predicted model, not a curated record. The annotation marks the transcript as partial. Gene Ontology annotation, molecular function: ubiquitin protein ligase activity. Gene Ontology annotation, biological process: protein ubiquitination. The transcript has 4 exons. Gene Ontology annotation, cellular component: membrane; endoplasmic reticulum.